UCGAAGCACCUGUGCACCUUGGUUGAUCUAUAAAGGCCUCUAAUGUGACUGACGAAGGUAGUCUGGUUUUCGCACCACACUUCAGCUGUUGUAACAUAGCAUGUCCAACUCACCCGGCACACCUAUGUCUGCAUCACCGCCCUUCGACCACGUGAAGGCAGAUGCGAUCUUGCGCUCAUCUGACGGCGUUGACUUCCGCGUCUUCAAACUUUUCCUUGCCCUUGCAUCACCGGCCUUCGAGUCCCUCUUCAACCAUUUCCAACCGUCUGGGGAAACCAGCAUCGCCGCAGAGAUCAGCGACGGACUCCCAGUCAUCUGCGUCUCAGAAGACAGUAGGACGCUAGACUUACUCCUCCGUUUCUGCUAUCCUUGUACUCUAGCAGAGGACCCUUCUCUCAAGGAUUUCGGGGAGGUCAUUAGUGUUCUCGAGGCGGCCAAAAGGUAUUCUCUUGAUGCGAUAAACCGGACCGUGCGCAAAUCGCUGUUCAGCCCAAAAAUAUUAGAGGUGAAUUCAUUGGAUUGCUUCGCAAUCUCCUGUCACUAUCGCAUGCCAGAGGAGUGUAUUCUUGCUGCUAAAUACACCCUCAGGGAACCUCUGGUUCCGGGAUGGUUCGAGGAGAUCAGGCUGGUCACUUCAACCGAACUUCUUUCGUUACUAUCGUACCAUCAAAAAUGUGGCAAGGUCGUUCAAACGCUCAAGCGUAAUCUGUCCUGGAUCACGGUAGAAUAUUGCCAGUCGAGCGCGGUCCCAUGGAUGGUUGCUAUGGCUCCCAGUGGCUACUCUUGCGGAUGUCCCCAGUCAACGUCCGGGAAAAAGCUAUUUGAAGAGCCAAUUGCUCGAUGGUGGGAGGACUACAUGAAUUCUACUUUUUUGGAUCUGCAGAACAAGCCUUGUGCUGAAACGAUCCGGUCAAACACUGAGAAGGCAAUAAAAGCUGUCUUGCAACGCAACUGCCCGUAUUGUUGCCCCGUGGCACCGGGAGGCAUGCGAGAGUUCGCUAUUCUCUUGACAAAGAAAGUCGAAGAUAUAAUCUCAAAGGUGGCGCUUGAUCUAGCGUUUCUGAGAGACAGACGGUUGCCGCUGGGUGUGGCUGGUGCUUUAGGAGGUGGUAGUGGCAGAGGUGGUGGUGGAGGUGAUAGCGGUGGAGGUAGUAGUGGCGGAGGUAGCGGUGGUGGUGGUGGUGGUGAUGUACGUUUUAGAGGUAGAGAUGGAGGGAAAAAGAUAAAGAAAAAAAGGUAGCUGAUAGCUGAUCGCCUUGUUCUUGUCAUUUAUCUUACAGUACCACAACCCC
Messenger RNA from Pisolithus orientalis, 1292 nucleotides. RefSeq lists its product as uncharacterized. Gene Ontology annotation, molecular function: protein binding. The record is from RefSeq and is a predicted model, not a curated record. NCBI's taxonomy places the organism in Eukaryota, Fungi, Basidiomycota, Agaricomycetes, Boletales, Pisolithaceae. The coding region runs from base 101 to 1240 and encodes 379 amino acids. The transcript has 3 exons.